Neofelis nebulosa (Clouded leopard) is the source of this 694-nucleotide messenger RNA. RefSeq lists its product as uncharacterized. NCBI's taxonomy places the organism in Eukaryota, Metazoa, Chordata, Mammalia, Carnivora, Felidae. The record is from RefSeq and is a predicted model, not a curated record. The transcript has 2 exons. Bases 16 to 687 code for a protein of 223 amino acids.
GCCAGCCUCGAGGGGAUGGGAGGAAAAGCCAUCCUGGAGGAGCUGGCCCAGAGAGGCCCUUUCCUAACAGCACCGAGGGAGAAAGGAGAAGAAAGCUCGCUCCCUUCCCAGAAAGGGCUGAAUCAGCACCUAACGCCCUGCCAUGCGCCAGCUCCCUCGCCCAAUCGCACGCUGGAAGCGACAGGGACCUCUCAAGAAGCUCCCAAGUCACUGCCCCUCCUGGCCGCCAUCCCCUCUGACAGCCCCUCACACCAGCCACGGAGGAGUCAGGCCCUGGGAGUCCCUCAGCAAAGGGACAAACUGGACAGUGAACCUGAGUGCACAGAAGUGUCCAGAGGCUUCUCCUCCUGCGUCCCAGCACCUGGCUCUGGCCCGCAGGGACCCAGCACCUGCGCCUUUGUUCAAGGAAAGUGCUUCCCCGCUUCCUCCUCGCCCCGCCCCCGCCCUGUGCCUCCCUUUGCUUCUGUCCUCACCCUGGCCUCCCUGCGACCUCGCCAACUGGACCAUCCUCCUGCCUGGCUUCCCUCUCCCCCACACCCACUGCCCCCGGGCCAAGCCCCAGCCCCACCCCCCCAGCUCUCGGGCAGGCCAGGUUCCCAAAUCAAGGGCCCGCUCGCCCCCACCUCCGUCCUGUCCCAUCACCGGGGACAGCACUGCCACUUGCAGAACCUUCCAGAUGCUCUCUGAGCCCAUC